GAGCGGAGCGCCGAGCCGCACGGACCCCACCACGGCCCCACGGCGCCAAGCGCACGCGCCAGGCACGCUCGCCACGCGGUCGUGUGACUCGGCGAGCAGCGAGUCGCGCACUUCUUGUCCCGGUCACCCCCCGAUUUAGCGGCUCCUCUCGCGGUUUCCGCCUCCCCAUCAGGGCGGGCUCGUCCACCCUCGUCCUCGGCCGCGCCGCCCGCGCCGCCCGCGCCGCCCGCGUCCUCUCCCCGGGUCCUGCCCGCGGUCGACAUGCUUCGCUGCGGUCGGCGCCGAGGCCGCGCCCAGAGGCCGUCGUCGACGGGAACGUGCGGUCGCGGCUGAGAGAAGAGUCCAGGAUACAGGGAAGAGGAACAGGCGGUCCCCGCCGUCCAUCGGGUGCGGAGCAGCAGGUGCGCCACGGCCGCCAUGGACGAGCGGCAGCAUCAGCAGCAGCUGGAGCAGCAGCUGGAGCAGCGGCUCGGCCUGGGCGACGGUGAGCAGGUGCCCGCCGCCGUCAAGCAGCGCCGGGCGACCCUGGCCGUGCUCACGCCCGGCAUCGACCCGCCCAGCGACGAGGAGGCCGUGUCCGCGUCCUCCUCGCGGCGCAGCAGCCGAGCUGUUUCCGCGACCGUCCUCAAGAACGACCUGCUGCUCCACGAGGCCGUGAUCAAGAACGACCCCGAGGCGGUGCGCAAGAUCCUCAAGGAGCCCGUCGACGUCAACUGCAGGAACAAUAAGGAGCUGACGCUGCUCAUGUGCGGCGCGCGCAACAGCCGCCUGUCCGUCGUCAGCCUGAUCCUGGAGAGCCUGGAGGAGCCCAACCUGGAGGUGGUGGACGCCGAGCAGCAGACGGCGCUGUACCACGCGGCCAUGGGCGGCCACGCCCCCAUCCUCAGCGCCCUCAUCGAGGCGGGCGCGGACGCCAACACCAAGAACAAGGUGGGCCGGACGCCGCUGCACGUGGCGGCCGAGAAGGGCCACCUCGAGGCGGUGCGCGUGCUGCUGCAGCACGGCGCGGACGCCUCGGCGGGCGACCAGGACGGCAGCACGGCGCUGCACGUGGCCGCCGAGAACCAGCAGAGCGCCGUGGUCCAGGAGCUCCUCGGGCACGGCGUCGACCCGGACGCCGAGAACGUGCGCGGCCUCACGGCGCUGCACGUGGCCAGCGGGCUGGGCUGCCGCGGCAUCAUCGAGUCCUUGGUCCAGAGCGGCGCGCAGCUCAACAAGCAAACCAAGGACGGCAGUGCGCCCCUGCACAUGGCGUGCCUGCAGAACCAGCUCGUGGCGCUUGAGCUGCUCAUCGCCAAGGGCGCGGACAUCAACGCCCUGGACGUGCGGUUGCAGUCCCCGAUGCACAUCGCCGCCGAGCGCGGCUUCACGGACGCGUGUAAGAUGCUGCUGGCGGCGGGGGCCGUCAUCGACCAGAAGGAGCAGACUGGCAAGACGCCGCUCUACAUGGCGGCGAGGGGUUCGUUCACCGCCAUCGUGGACAUGAUCAUCAAGACGGCCCGGCUCGACUGCCCCGCCACGGAGGUGCCCGACUCGGCACCGCGGCUGCGGAAGUGGCGCCUGUCGGUGCGGGACAGCCGCGGCCCUCAGGUCACGGAGGCGCUGGCGCUGGGGGCGGGGGCGCUGGGGGCGGCGGGGGCGGGGCCGGGCAGGCCCGGGCCCGAGGAGGCAGCGCGCCUGCUCAAGAAGCUUGCCCACAAGCAGCUCAGCCCCAACGACUGGAGGAAACUUGCGCGCCACUGGAGGUUCACCGACGACCAAGUGCGGGCGAUCGAGCACCAGUACACGGGCCCAGCGAGUUACAAGGAGCACGGCCAUCGUGUGCUUCUUAUAUGGCAGCACAGCUUGGACCCCGAGUGCAACUUCCUUAGCGAGCUCGCCGACAGCCUGGCCGCCGUGGGCAACAACUCCGUGGCAGAGUCGCUGCGGAGAAAGAUGGAGGAAGCGGCCCCGGAGUCGGGGGACUUCCAUUUCCCCCGCUGCGCCCCCUGCGCCCUGACGUGAAGGGCUCGGGGGUCGAGGCGGGGGCGAGUCACCCGGAGCAGCGCCACGGUCACGGUGGGCGAAGCCGCAGCCGCAGCCGCAGCCGCCGACCGCCGAGCCAGUGCGGCGUGUGCCGCUGGUUCGCGGACGGCCGCAAGGGGCUUCCCGUCGACGAGGUGGAGGAGUGUCGAGCACAGCUCCUCGACCGCCUCCCCCGACCCGCGCGCCCGCGCCAGGGCCGCUCCGUGGACGACGGCCGCGAGGAGCAGCCCGUCGACGAGGACCGUCGCACGCAGUCCCUGGCCCGCCGCGCCGCGCGCAAGGGCCGGUCGGUGGACGACGGCAGCGAGGUCUCCUACGACGACGGCGCUCCGUUCCUGCCGCAGCCCGGACAGCGUCGCCGACGCGCCCGUCGCGCGCCCCCGGGACUCGGGCCGAACCAGGGCGAGCAGGCCCUGCGGCAGGUGCGCAGGUCGGCGAGCGGGCCGGCUGGCGUGCAGCAGGACGAGCACGACUCUGCUCAGGGACGCCGUCAGAGACGCCAGCGGAGACUAGAGUCCGCGUCGGCGCACGGCUGCGUCUUCUCCAGCGGCGACGAGUUGUGCGGUCGUCCAGCCUCGCCACCCAGCAGGCGCCGCUCCAGGCGGCGCGCCACGUCCUCCAGGGACCUCACGGGCGCGGCCGGCCGUCACCCUCCGUCCACGAGGGUGCAGGACAACCGCCCACAUGGCCCGGCCGCGAGUUCCAGCGGCCUGGAGCACGGCGCGGAGCGCAGGACUCGGUCUCUUCGGGACAGCGAGCUGGGCAGCCCGGCGCGUCGGGCGCGGUCCACCGGAGACUCUAGAGGCCGACGGACGGGGGCGGCUGGCCAGCUCCAGCGCCGCGCCGAGAGCGCCCAUGUCCUGCUGCCCAGCACCAGCUACCAGCUUCACUACCGCACGGGGCUGCUGUGAGGACGAGGCCGAGGCCCAGCCAGGAUGUCGGGAAUAAGGAACUCACAGGGACCAAGCGUGUCUCCCAACACAUUUUUAUUUUUCAUUAUUUUAGUGCUCCUCGCUCAUGGUUUUUUUUUAAAGUAUGAGGGAUUUCUAUUGGUUGUCGAAUCCUGCAACGCACGGCCACGCUGAGGUCGCGUCGCACUGAACUUGGACUAGCGAAGCGACUGAAGUGCAAGCGCAAGACCUGUCAAAGCUCGAGGGUAGUCACUCAGGAGAAAUGAGGGACAUGGAAGGAGUGGGGGUAGAAUUAUCCUGCUGCCCAUACGCAUGUUUUUUUCUUGUCGCUCUGUACUGCCUGAACUUAGGCUUUAGGUUGUCAGGUAUUACAUUUAGCAUGCCUGCGCACAUGCUGCUCAAAUUAAUUUUAAAACGCCUAAAUUGUUUAUUUUGUGUCCGUAUUACAUUACCACAACAAAUGUUUCGUUCCUACUGUAAAAACGCAAUUCUUUCGUAGAUAAUUCUUUUCUAAAAUUUGUCAAUUUAGUCUUUAAACAGCCACGCAUAAAACAUUCAUAAAAUCGUGUAUAUUUGUUAUUGAUUCAAGUUUGUAAUAUACACGGCAUGCCGUUCGUGUGAAAUAAUAAAGUAUAUUUAUGAACAGUU
Messenger RNA from Frankliniella occidentalis (western flower thrips), 3584 nucleotides. Its product is annotated as ankyrin repeat and death domain-containing protein 1A-like. The transcript is spliced from 12 exons. Bases 418 to 2004 code for a protein of 528 amino acids. The record is from RefSeq and is a predicted model, not a curated record. Gene Ontology annotation, molecular function: protein binding. Lineage: Eukaryota; Metazoa; Arthropoda; Insecta; Thysanoptera; Thripidae. Gene Ontology annotation, biological process: signal transduction.